GCAAAAUCCUUGUCAGCAGUGAAAUGGGAAUCAGUCGCUCAGCUGUGCUGGUGGCUGCUUACUUGAUGAUCUACCACCAUAUGACCAUUCUGGAGGCUCUGAUGACUCUAAGAAAGAAGCGUGCCAUUUACCCCAAUGAUGGCUUUCUGAAACAACUAAGGGAGCUCAACGAGCAAUUGCUGGAGGAACGAGAGUCGGAGCGUACUGGAGAUGAAGAAGUCACUCCUAGUCAAAGUCCUGUUGUCCAUGCAGGGACUUCUUCCCAGCUGUCUGGAGCUGGGGACUCAGAAAGCAUCAUGGGAGCCAAAGCCCACUCCAUCGCAGUAGAAGAAGAGGACACCAGCAGCCUGCUGGGUAGUCUAAUGAGCUCUUCAUCGGCAGGAAAAACUAGCUGGAUUUCCAAACACUCCACCCUCAUCAGUGAGGAGGAAGAGGAACAGUUGUAUGAGGAAUGGAGGAAGAAACAAGGCCUGCCUGCAAAGGAACCAGGAGUUAACCAUGGAAGAAGAACAUCUCCAAAGCUUCUGGAUCGGGAAGGGGAACAAUCUGAGGAGGAUGUGGAACAGAGGAUCCAUGACUGGCAGCGCAGAAAUGAGAAAUACCAAAUGGACGGUCCACCCAGGGAGGAGGAUGGAGAUUCCAGCAUGGGAGGAAGACCUUACCCAUCAGGUGAACUCAGUGAUGUUGAGAGUGUGAGCAGUUUUGAGAUCCGAACCCUAAAGCAACACCUGGAAGCCAGUAGCUUUAGCAGGAUGAGGAGGAGCCGCACAGGCUCUAUGUCUUCAGAGAGCACUUGGGACAUGUGGAACCAGAGGCUCCUGGAGAUUGAGAAGGAAGCUGCUCAGAGGUAUCAUUCUAAGAAUAAAAUUGGUGGGGAGAGACAAUCCCCAGAAACAGGAAGAAAGGAGAGGGAUGUGGAUGAGGAGAGCGUGUUUUCAGACAGUAGCUCCUUUUACAAUUUCUGCCAAAAGAACAAAGACAAGUUGACUCCUCUAGAAAGGUGGAAGGUCAAGAGGAUCCAGUUUGGCUUUCACAAGAAGGAUUUAGAAUCAUCAUCAUCUUCUGCACCAUCUCCAGCAGAAGAUGGCAGCCAGGCAGGUGGGGAGGGGACAGAAGGGAAGAGUUUGUCAGAUAUUAACCUGACUGCUUACCAGGCUUGGAAAAUGAAGCGGCAGAAGAAGGUGGGCAGUGAAAGCAAGGAGGAAUUUGUGGAGUUUGCCAAAAGUGAGGAUUCUGCUUCAGCCAAAAAGAAGCAGAGGCGUGUAGAGCUCCUUGAACGUUCAAAGAAAAUUUUAGAAGAAAGCCAGUCCAUGUGCAGCUGGGAGACAGAGAGUACGAUGAGUGGGAGUAUCCCACUGUCAGCUUUCUGGCCCUCAGCGCCUUCUGCAAGCGGUGCCGAGGACGCAGCUUCUGCACUGAGCAUGCAGACAAAUCAUUCAUCUUUAUCACAGACCAGGAGCAGCACAGGGGCAAUGCAGCCUCAGAUGCCAAGUAUACCCCUUCCCAAUCUCCCAGUUGGCCCAGGUGACACAAUAUCCAUGGCAAGCAUUCAGAACUGGAUCGCUAACGUGGUCAGUGAAACCAUUGCUCAAAAGCAGAAUGAGAUCAUGAUGCUGUCUCGUCCAUCCUCUGCAAUGGCCUCCAGCGUAAUGUCAGGAGAGCUUGGCAGGCGUGUAGAUGAUGAUAAGGUUUCUCUUCUUAGUUCUCAGAGUGGCUCAUCUCUUGCCACCUCUCAGCUUCGCCAGCAGGACAUGCACAGGGCUGAGUCUCAGUCUGUCCUGUCUUGCAAUAGCUCAGUGAGCGCAAGGACAGAAGGAACUAGUUCAAACGUGAAGACAACACAGACAAGCAAACCACUGUACAGCCUCUUUGCUGAUGAUGUUGACCUAAAGAAACUCAGGAGGAAGGAGAAGGAGAUGCAAAUGGAAAUGAGAGAGAAAAUGUCAGAUUAUCAAAUUGAAAAGGUGAUCAGAGACAAUAAACGCAGCACUUUAUUUAAAAAAAAGAUGACCAAAGGAGAGGAAAAUGAGAUAGAAGGUGACACAGAGAGUACAACAAACAGCCACAGGCGCCCCUUGCAAGCAGAUCUUGACAGAACUGAUACAGCCUUUGAUCCGUCCAGUCAACCUGCAAACACAGGUGCAGCGAAGUCAGAGAUAGAGACUGAUAUUACCAAGUGGCUCAGUGGCCUGAAAGCAGAAAGAGAACCACCAUCAUAUUAUGAUCAGAGUGAGAAGGCUAGAGAGAAAUAUAGCAGAUCAUCCAAAGUUAGAGAGAUGGAUUCUGAAACAUCCAGUUACAGAUUCUCCAGAUCCCAAAGAGAAGAGCUAGACAGCUGUUCUUCCUACGAGUCAAAAGGAGAUUCACUGAGAUCCAUGUCAAGAUAUUCAUCUGCUUCUGCAAAAGAGGACAAAAAGAUGUAUAAGUUCACAAGGUCAAGGGUCAGUGAGACAAUAAGUUCCAGAGAAAAGAGCCCAGAGCUGCAUGGUUUCAGCCGAACACCUGAACCAUCCUUUGGCUCUGAAUCCCCUGAACCAUCUACACAGAGUCGAGUUAGAUCUCAUCAUGUGGAGGCGUGUGAAGAGGAGGCCAGGUCAGACAUGUCAGAAUUUGGAGCUAAGAGAAAGUUCACCCAGAGCUUUUCAAAGUCUGAAGAGGAUGGAAAGGAGGCAAAAGUGGAACAAAGUGAAGAAAGAUUUGCAUCUAGACAGUCUUCUCAGUACAGGCGAAACAUGCGUAAAGAAGAGGAAGAAGAGAUGGAUGAUGAUGCCAUUAUCGCUGCUUGGAGAAGCCGACUAGAAGAAACUACAGCAAAGCUCCGGCGGAGAAGGGAAGAGUGA
Fulmarus glacialis (Northern fulmar) is the source of this 2840-nucleotide messenger RNA. RefSeq names its product dual specificity phosphatase 27 (putative) (gene STYXL2). NCBI's taxonomy places the organism in Eukaryota, Metazoa, Chordata, Aves, Procellariiformes, Procellariidae. Gene Ontology annotation, molecular function: protein tyrosine/serine/threonine phosphatase activity; MAP kinase phosphatase activity. Gene Ontology annotation, cellular component: cytoplasm. The record is from RefSeq and is a predicted model, not a curated record. Gene Ontology annotation, biological process: protein dephosphorylation; negative regulation of MAPK cascade. The annotation marks the transcript as partial. The transcript has a single exon.